AACUUUGACAUCAUAGCCCUUCAAGAGCCAUAUAUCGACCAUCUCGGCCUCACUAGGGCGACUAACCACUGGUCUGUUGUAUACCCGACUGGACACCAUGACGCAAAAGAGCGCACACGGUCGAUCAUUCUCGUCAGCACACGCCUAUCGACAGGCUCGUGGACUCCCGUCUCCAUUCCUUCUCCUGACCUCACUGCUAUAUCUAUUAAAUCUGGCGACACACACAUCCACUUGCUCAAUCUAUAU
This is a messenger RNA of Trametes versicolor FP-101664 SS1, 246 nucleotides long. RefSeq lists its product as uncharacterized. The transcript has a single exon. The annotation marks the transcript as partial. The record is from RefSeq and is a predicted model, not a curated record. NCBI's taxonomy places the organism in Eukaryota, Fungi, Basidiomycota, Agaricomycetes, Polyporales, Polyporaceae.